AUGGCGCUUCUCCAGUUUCCUUGUCUCGUCGGCACAGCUCUGCUAUUGUUGCAGUUGGCGUCCGCCCAAGACGUCGAAUACGGCGUCGAUGUGUCGUUUCCCAUUCAUCAUCGAAAAGUCUCGGACAAUUUUGCGUGGCUUCCACACAACCAGGAUCCCGCCCAUCACAAGACUCCCAAGCAAUUCGAGGAAAUGGUGGUCUCCCCCUUGCCGGGCCGGGAAGAAAUGUAUCUAGAUUUUAUCAAAUCCUGCGAAAAAGCAUUUGGGGGUAGGGCGAGCCGAUGCCGAAUGACCGAACAAGACCGCAUCGACAUGAGUUUGAGGCAGCCACAGAGUAUGCAGAAUUACACAGAAGUUGGCUUCAAAAAGAUCAAAGCACCAGAGAAAGUCUUCAAGAUGGUCAAGGAAUUUUGGGAGGCCAACAAAGACAAGGAAAAGAAGGAAACUUGGGGAACUGCCAAUACCUACACCAACAACUGGGUUGUCCCAACUCAUAUGGUGAGCGUGGAAGACAGUGGCCUCCGUGGGGGUGGUUUCGGCUUGAAAAAACAAAUCUGGGAUGCUGCCAGAGAUACUCUUCAAGAGUGGACCGGUCAAGAAUUAACGGAAUGUUCCUUGUAUGGAAUUCGGGUCUACAAGGAAGGGUCCAUUCUUUCUACUCAUGUGGAUCGUUUGCCAUUGGUGAGCUCGGCCAUUAUCAACGUGGCCUCCGAUCUCGAUGAACCAUGGCCUCUGGAAGUGUACGGGCACGACGGCAGGGCCACGAACGUCACAAUGGAACCUGGUGAUAUGGUGCUUUACGAAUCGCAUUCCGUCCUCCACGGACGCCCUUUUCCAUUGAAGGGACGUUUCGUUGCCAAUUUGUUUAUCCAUUUCGAACCGACGGGCCACACUCUUCGACACGAAGAAAAAGUGGAGGCAGAGCAGAAGGCCAGAAUGGCAAAGGAAAAGAAGAAGGGCAGCUGGAUCUCACAGUACAAACUAGCUUCCAAAAUGGGAUUUGGAGGGCAUGAAAACGAAAACAACGGCCUGCCACCAUACAUUAUUCCUGGAACUCCAGAAGAGGCCAACUGGAGACGUAGUCAUCCCAGUGGAAACCAACGACAACAACAAGAUAGGUUCACCACUGGAUCCACGCCAGUUCAUUUUGCCGCACAGAAGGGUGACUUGAAAUCAAUAAUGACUCACAUUGACAAGGCGAAAGAAUCCGUGCAUUUGAAAGACGCUAACGGCUGGACUCCUCUGCACGAGGCAGCAAGAGGUGGGCAUAAGGAGGUUGUCAAAUAUCUGGUGGAAAAGGGUGCGGACAAGAAUGCGUUGACUGGAGUCGGGGAGUCAGCUUUGUGGUGGGCUCGGCACGAGUAUGGUGACGAGCAUCCUGUAGUGGAGUUCCUGGAGGAGCUUGGUGCUUUGGAAGUUGGACCUGACCUCUAA
Seminavis robusta is the source of this 1434-nucleotide messenger RNA. The record is from the annotation of a GenBank genome assembly. NCBI's taxonomy places the organism in Eukaryota, Bacillariophyta, Bacillariophyceae, Naviculales, Naviculaceae.